AUGGCAUGCAAAUUGCAUGUUCGAUCAAACAGUUUGCCAAAUGGAUCUCAUCCAUGCUCCUCAAGAGUGCAAGAGCAGUUGAACAACCUCAGGAACUUUGAAGCAACCUGCACAUCUGAGUCGGUUGCCAAAGGCUUGUCCAUGUUGGAAGAUGUAUACUUCUCCUUGGACAAUCUUCUCAAUGUUGGUUCAACCCAGAAGGCCAUUUCUGAUCAUCAAAGUGAGAAAUGCUUCCAAGAGAUCUUGGAUGGCUCAAUCAAAGUCUUGGAUGUGUGUGGCAUUGCAAGGGACACUGUCAUGCAGAUCAAGGAGAAUGUACAAUCCCUUCAUUCAUCUCUUAGAAGAAGAAAGGGAGACUCAUGCAUUGAAAAGAGCAUAGCCGAAUACAAUUCCUCCUCAAAGAAGAUGAGGAAGAAUGUCAACAAGUUGAUCACAUCUUUGAAGCACCUACAAAGCAAAUAUGGAAUCUUAAAUCAGCAUCAAGAUCUUAGCAUUCUAAGCGAAGUGAUAGCAAUAAGCAUGUGUGUCUUCCAAUGUCUGCUAUCAUUCUUGGGUGGUCCUUCAAAGUCAAAGGCAAGCAAAUGGAUGAACAAGUUGAUGCAAAAGGGAGAAGUGAACUCAGAGAGUGGCAAUGAAUUGCAAUUGGUGGAUGCAGCUUUGAACACCCUCUUAAAUGAAGGUGCAAAAGGCUCCCAGAUUCAUGCUUCCAAUGAACAAUUAGAGGCUUUGGAGAUUGCUAUUGAAAGCAUUGAGAGUGGUUUGGAGAACUUAUUUAGGCGCAUGAUUAAGACUAGAACAUCCCUUUUGAACAUAUUAUCCCAAUAGAAUACACACUAUCUUCAGAAUACCAAUUUUGAUCUACCAUAUGUGUAUAUAUAUAUGUGUACAAAUGCAAUCAAAUCAAAU
This is a messenger RNA of Arachis stenosperma, 906 nucleotides long. RefSeq lists its product as uncharacterized. The transcript has a single exon. Lineage: Eukaryota; Viridiplantae; Streptophyta; Magnoliopsida; Fabales; Fabaceae. Gene Ontology annotation, biological process: shoot system development; root development. The coding region runs from base 1 to 825 and encodes 274 amino acids. The record is from RefSeq and is a predicted model, not a curated record.